AUGCAAAGCAGAGAGGUUAGACAGGUACCACUGCUCCCUUCUCUUUUGCCAUAUGUGUCAUAAGAAGAAUGCUGGACUUUGGCCUCCAUUCGGUCCAAUGAGUUGAGAUAAGUGGAUAUAAAUCAGGAGAAGAAACUGUUUGUGGCUCUUCAUUGCUUCUAAAUAAUCCUUUGGGUUGCUUUUUGGGCAUUUGAUUAUUGGCAUGAGCUUUUCUGAAGAAGCAUGAGAACAUUCAUUCUUGCUGCUGCCUUGCUUUUCAUCACAGAAGGCGUCAGAGCUCAAGUGCUGACACCUACAAAUGAGACGGUGCUGCAAAAUUUCUAUGCCACGUUCAACUGCAGCAUAAGUCCUGGAUGGAAUUUCAUGACCUGGACUGUGAACGGACGCUUAGUCCUCAAUAUUUUAGAGCUGUCGGGCCCAGUCCCUGGUUCUUCCCGUUACUCUGCCACAAACUACUCCACUGCAGGACAAGGCAUAUGGGGGAUAACUAUCAAGGGCGUUACAGUAGACGAUGCUGGACAAGUGGGAUGUCAGGUGCUGAACAAUCUGCCUGUGCUUGCUACACUGACCGUCCAGCAGAAUGGCACCGUGGCAAUUACAGGGUCAAACCGCACAGCUACAGAAGGAGAUCAGGUCACGUUCCAGUGUCUUGCAGCUAACUGGUUACCAGCACCACAGAUAUCCUGGGCUUUGAAUGGCAUAACUGUGGAUAAAACGCUCUAUAACACAAGCUCAGUUUCAAGCGGAACUUUCAUGAACUCCAAUAGCACUCUCACGAUCACCGCCAAGAGCAAUGCUUCUGUGGCCUGCCUUGCAUCUGUUUCCACUCUCCCAUCGCCUGAAAUCAGCACCAUCUUCCUGACCGUCCAAAAGGCCGUGCUUUUGGCAUCCAGAGACCAGACCGUGUUAAUAGCGAUCACCGUGGCCUUCAGCCUGGCUGCACUUUUAUUCCUCCUCAUCUACGGGAUCAUCUUUUUCUGUAAGAGGCGGAGGAAGAAGAGAUCAAGCUAUCAGAAUGAAUUGAGAGCUCGGUCUCAGAGACAGCACGCUGGAUACCCUGGGAGAGGAGGGGUACGGGAGAACUUUGGAUAUGUUGAAGACAGUUCCACAGCAGAUAACCUUGACGGGGUGUAUACCAUCAGCCGCUUCAACACCGUCAGAGACAAUGGCACAAAUUUUCAGCCUGCUGAAAUUAAGCCAAACCGAUACAACAGUCCUUCUUACUCUUCUUUUGACGAUGAACCUGGGUUUCUAAAUCACAGACAUUUGACUAUUGUGUGAAUGGACAAAUCACACACACACACACACACACACACACCAACACACACACACAUAUAUAUACGCACACACACGAGGUGGUAUCAAAAAAGUUUCGAGACUAGCUCUGUUUAAAAGAAAGUAUGCUAUCACCUUUAA
Molecule: messenger RNA, 1416 nt
Organism: Silurus meridionalis
Lineage: Eukaryota; Metazoa; Chordata; Actinopteri; Siluriformes; Siluridae
Gene: igsf5a
Product: immunoglobulin superfamily, member 5a
Exons: 9
Coding region: 223-1281 (352 amino acids)
Biological process (GO): cell-cell adhesion
Source: RefSeq, a predicted model, not a curated record